Mesorhabditis belari is the source of this 876-nucleotide messenger RNA. The record is from the annotation of a GenBank genome assembly. NCBI's taxonomy places the organism in Eukaryota, Metazoa, Nematoda, Chromadorea, Rhabditida, Rhabditidae.
AUGUUUGUACCAAUUAAGAAAUUCGAUGCUGGAGAUGGCUUCUUUGUGCAAUGGGUGAUGUCAUCGGCGAUUCUCCUUGUCGGCUUUUGCACUUUCGUCUAUAUUGGAUUCCCCGGUUUCUACCCGUUGGCAAUGCUUGGUGGAAUGUUUUGGUCGAUCGGGAAUUCGAUGGCGAUUCCAGUGAUCUCGCGGCUCGGGAUGGCGCUUGGGAUUCUCAUCUGGAACACAACGAAUUGUUUGACUGGAUGGGCGGGUGGAAGAUUCGGUCUUUUCGGCAUGAAAGCAAAUCCACCAGAGAGCUCGAUUCUCAACUAUUUUGGGCUCUCGUUGGUGCUUGUUGGUGGUUUUCUUUUCUCUCGAAUCCGAGGUGGCAAAGCGGAAGAGGAGCCGGCCGAGGGAAAAAGGAUCACUUUGCAUCUGCAUGACGCGGAAAAUGAAAAGUUGAGUGCAACGCCUGAGCAAUCCGAUGAUGAGGUUUUGAAUCGAACGACGAAAGUUGAUGGAGCCGAAAUUUCCCUUUAUCCAACGGACGGGAUGAGCUGCAUCUUUUCGCAUUAUUUCGGCAUUUUGUCACUGGCACCGCGCUUUUCGUCGGCUAUUCGAUAUUCAAAAAAACAAGCCAACUUAAUCAACAACGCAAUCACUCUACCAGCUUUUGGCGGUGGCUUGUUGUGGGCAAUCGCACAAUCGUCAUUUUUCAUCGCAAACGAUAACUUGUCCCAAGCUGUCACUUUCCCGAUCAUCACCACUCUGCCCGGUUGUGUGGCCGCUUUGUGGAGCAUUUUUUAUUUCAAAGAGAUUCAGGGUAAGCGCAACUUCAUCUUGAUGGCGAUCGCUGUCUCCAUCACGCUCACUGUUUUAAGGAAGACAAUGGCU